Molecule: messenger RNA, 1905 nt
Organism: Fragaria vesca subsp. vesca
Lineage: Eukaryota; Viridiplantae; Streptophyta; Magnoliopsida; Rosales; Rosaceae
Product: probable serine incorporator-like
Exons: 7
Coding region: 174-1412 (412 amino acids)
Cellular component (GO): membrane
Source: RefSeq, a predicted model, not a curated record
ACGGUGGACAAAUCCGAAUCCGACCCAGAAAAAGCAAAAGUCUUCGUAGCUUCUUUAUCCCUCUCAACAAUCAUCGCUCUCUACCUCUUCAUUCUUCGCUCUCCUCCAAUUUCCACAAGUUUGUUGAAUUAGGGAUUGAAUCGGUGGGUGAAGUGUGAAGGAAGAAGAAGAAGAUGUGGGCAGCUUCGUGCCUCGCGUCAUGUUGUGCCGGCUGUGCUUGCAAUUUGUGCCAGUCGGCCGUCUCUAGUAUUAGCCGCCGCUCCGCAAGGAUUGCAUACUGUUUCCUCUUUGCCUUUUCUCUCAUUGCCUCAUGGAUUCUCCGUGACGUCGCGCCGCCUCUGCUCGAAAAGAUACCUUGGAUUAAUCAUUUUCAUCAGAUACCGGAUAGGGAGUGGUUUGAGACCGAGGCCGUGCUUCGUGUAAGCUUGGGGAAUUUUCUGUUCUUCACCAUCCUGUCUGUUGUGAUGAUUGGUGUCAAGAGUCAGAAGGAUCCCCGUGACAGUAUCCACCAUGGUGGAUGGAUGAUGAAAGUCAUUUGCUGGUUCCUCUUGGUGCUCUUCUCCUUGUUUUUCGUGCCAAAUGGGGUUAUUAGUUUCUAUGAGACAAUUGCAAAGUUUGGCUCAGGAUUCUUUCUUCUCGUACAAGUUGUGCUUCUGUUGGAUUUUGUUCAUGGAUGGAACGACAAAUGGGUUUCAUAUGAUGAGCAGUUCUGGUAUGUUGCUCUUUUUGUUGUUUCUCUGGUUUGUUAUCUGGCAACAUUCGUCUUCUCUGGACUUCUUUUCCAUUUGUUCACACCAUCUGGACAUGACUGCGGGCUCAAUACCUUCUUCAUCGUCAUGACUCUGAUAUUUGUUUUUGUUUUUCUUAUAGUGGCACUGCAUCCUACUGUAGGUGGCAGCAUUUUACCUGCGUCAGUUAUAUCUGUGUACUGUACUUAUCUCUGCUAUAGUGCACUUGCUAGCGAGCCGAGGGACUAUGAGUGCAAUAGUCUCCACAAGCAUUCUAAAGCUGUUUCCACUGGGACUCUUACCUUAGGUUUGCUUACCACUGUUCUUUCUGUGGUUUAUUCUGCUGUGCGUGCUGGAUCUUCCACAACUCUUUUGUCCCCGCCUAGUUCGCCUCGUGCUGGGAAACCACUGCUCCCAUUGGAUAAGCCGGAAGAACGUGAAGAAAAUGAGAAAGCCAAGUCAGUGUCGUAUUCAUAUGCCUUCUUCCACAUCAUCUUCUCACUUGCAAGUAUGUACUCGGCUAUGCUUCUGACAGGGUGGUCAACCUCAGUUGGGGAGAGUGGGAAGUUGAUUGAUGUGGGUUGGCCGUCCGUUUGGGUGAGGGUCAUGACUAGUUGGGCAACUGCAGGUCUCUACAUCUGGUCCCUUUUGGCUCCAAUUCUGUUCCCUGAGAGGGAAUUCUAAAAUCCUGCUAGAGAUACGAUACGAAGAAAACUCAAUCUUCAAGUAUGUUUAAUUUGUGUAAUGUGUAUGCCUUUACUUUCCUAAUACUUUCCUAAAAAAAGCACUGUUUGCUCUGUAAAUAAAAUUUGUAUCGACUUCUGGAACAACCAAAUUUCUUUAAUAUUUGCGGGUUUGAUAUAUGCUGCAUGAAGAUUGCUUUCCUGGGAAAUAAAGUUGAACCUGAUGUUGGAUGGAGUCUCAGUUUGUUAUUUGUUUUCUAUUUGGCCGUAGGGGAUUUUCUUGAAUUGGGCAAGCAAUUCUCUCCCUAGGGUUUGAAACUCAUCCUAAACAGAACAGAGUACAGACCAGGAAAGAAAGUGAUUUAGCAUUUAUUUAAAGGUUGGUGUUAUUAAUACAUCAUAUUUAUGAUCGACUCUAGUUGAGAGUCAAUUAUGUAACAAAUUCAAGCAACAUGUUUGUAAAUAAAAUUAAAAUGGUGUGGUGAUAAUAAAAA